AACUAGCAGAACUUCAGCAGAUUGCAUUUAAUCCACAAAUAGUAUAUUUUAAGGAUGAAUUCAGCUCUCUGCCAGCUUUACCACAGGAAAUGAUUAGUCCGCUAACAACAUAUGUUAGUGGAGAUGUGGAAGAAGUUCCGAGCACAUCAACAGAAAACAAGAUUGAUAUUUUAUUUUUGAUUGAUGGCUCAUCGAACGUGGCUGGCCAGUUUCCUACUAUUCGAGAGUUUCUGCUCCAAAUUAUUUCUGAUCUGAAUGUGGGGCCAGAUACUAUACGAGUAGCUGUAGCACAAUUUAGUGACAAUGUAAACGUGGAGUUCAACUUUGACACCCCAUCCAAGAUAGAAAUCCUUCAGAAAGUGAGAAAGAUGAGGAUGAAAGGAGGAAAGCUACUGAACAUUGGAGCUGCACUAGAUUAUGCUGUAAAAAACAUCUUUGUAAGACAUGCUGGGAGCAGGAUUGAAGAAGGCGUGCCACAAUUCCUGGUUCUUCUUGUGGCUGGGACAUCAGAUGACACUGUGGAUGAAAGUGCUGAUACCGUGAUACGAACUGGUGUGAUUACUUUUGUUAUCCAAACCAAGACCUCUGAUCCAGCUGAAUUAGAAAGGAUAGUUUAUGCCCCUCAGUUCAUUCUAAAGGUUGAUACCCUUUCUCAAAUUGGAGACAUACAACACGAAAUAGUCAAUCUACUGAAAACCAUAGAACUUAAACCUCAAGCUACAAAGAAAGACGUUGUUUUCCUUAUUGAUGGCUCUCAGUUUGCAAUUUCUGAGUUCCCUUCAAUUCGUGAAUUUAUCGAACGGCUCAUAAACAACAUGAAUGUGGGUUCAGAUGCUACUCGAGUAGCUGUAAUUCAAUUCAGUGAUAGUCCCAAAGUUGAAUUUUUGCUGAAUGCACAUUCUACUAAGGAGGAGGUGCUAGCUGCAGUGAGAAGACUAAGUCCCAAAGGUGGGAGGCAAGUGAAUCUUGGUUCUGCCUUAGAAUAUGUGUCAAAGAAUAUCUUUACAAGGCCUUCUGGGAGCCGCAUAGAGGAAGGAGCACCUCAGUUUUUAAUCCUUCUUUACUCUCACCAACCUCAUGAUGAUACAGAGAACCCGGUACACCUGAUCAAACAGAUUGGUGUGGCUCCGCUUCCUAUUGGAAAGAAUGUGGAUCCUGAGGAAAUGACCAAAAUAGCACUUAGUUCUGAUUAUGUGUUUCAAGUGUCAAGUUACCAAGAUCUACCUACUUUGGAACAGAAAAUGUUAACCCCUCUUACAACAUUAACUACCCAACAGAUACGAAAAAUCAUUGCUGAUACAAGUCGCCCUACAGACAUUGACAGUGAAGCCAUGGACAUCGUCUUCCUUGUUGAUAGCUCUGAUGAUGUCAGACCAGAUGGACUUGCUCAUAUUCGUGAUUUCAUUUACCGGAUUGUCCAGAAGCUAGAUAUCCAACCAAGCAAAGUGAGAAUUGCUGUUGUCCAGUUUAGCAAUGAAGUGUUUCCUGAGUUCGACUUAAAAACCUACCGGACCAAAGAGAGUGUACUACAAAGCAUACGGCGCUUAAGGCACAAAGGUGGUUCUCCCCUGAAUGUUGGGAAAGCUCUGGACCAUGUCAUGAAGACACUCUUCAUCAGAUCGGCAGGAAGUAGGCGAGAAGAUGGAAUCCCCCAGCAUUUAAUCCUCUUGCUUGGAGGGAGAUCCCAGGAUGAUAUCAGCAGGCCUACUAUUCUGGUGCAGAACUCUGGGAUUCGUACUCUGGGAAUUGGAACAAGACAAGUAGACAGUGCGGAAUUGCAAAGGAUCACCAACAAUCCCCAAACUGCAAUUAUUGUGAGAGAUUUCACUGAGCUCCCAGCAAUAGAAAAACGGGUCCGUGCAGCAAUUGAUACAGUACAACCACCAACUGAACAACCUACUGAAGUUAUCAGUGUUGAUAAAAAACAAGGUGAUAUUGUCUUCUUGCUGGAUAGCUCUAUCAAUUUUGGGAGAGACAAUUUCCACCAUGUUGUUGAAUUUAUACAUGACUUAAUCGAUGCUAUUUAUGAUGAAGGCGAUUCCAUUCAAGUUGGUUUAGUGCAAUACAACUCUGAUGUGAGUGAUGAAUUCUUUCUGAAGGAUUUCUCUGACAAGGAACGUAUCUUAGAAGCAGUGAAAAGGAUAACCUACAAAGGAGGCAGAAUUGCCAACACAGGAGCAGGUGUCAAGCAUAUCCAAGCAAAACAUUUUGUGAAGGAGGCUGGCAGCAGGAAAGACCAGAAUGUCCCUCAGAUUGCUGUCAUUGUAACAGCAGGCAAGUCAGAAGAUGAUGGGGAGGCAGCAGUCUUAGGGCUGUCCCAGUCGGGUGUCAGGGUCUUCGCAGUUGGUGUGAGAAACAUUGAUAUGAAUGAAAUUACGAAGCUCUCCAGUGACAGCACAACAGCCUUUAGGGCUCCAACUCCCCAGGUCCUCUCAGAGCUCAAUGAGGCUGUUCUGGUGACCCUGAAUGAUGUCAUGAGAGAACAGUUAUGUCGUGGUGUGGUGGAAGUCUCCAGAGAUUGCAAUCUGGAUGUUAUACUUGGAUUUGAUGUUUCAAAUACUAUACAAGGGCAAAACAUAUUCCGUGAACAAACAAUGCUGGAAUCAACAGUUGAAGAUAUUCUGAACAGGAUCAGUCAAAUGCCGAAAAUCAGCUGCACUCCCAACCAAGCACCCACAGUGCGUGUAGCACUUCUGGCACAGACUCCCUCUGGAGUUGUAGAAGCCUUUGAUUUCUCAGAGUAUCAGCCAGAGUUGUUUGAAAAGUUCCAAGCCUUGCGAACUGGUGGACCAUAUGUACUCACAGCAGACACCCUCAAGUCUUACCAGAAUAAAUUUAAAACAGCUCCUACUGGAAGUACAAAGGUGGUGAUCCAUCUAACUGAUGGUAUUGAGGGUGCUAUGGGACCACUGGCAGCUGCAUCAGCUAAUCUAAAGAAAGAAGGUGUCAAGGCUCUUAUUCUUAUUGGGUUGGACCAAGUAUCUAAUUUUAAAGAAGCAAUGAAACUGGAAUUUGGACGUGGCUUUACUUACAAUAGGCCUCUCCAAGUGAAUCAGAUGGAUUUAGAUUUUGAAGUGACAGAACAAUUGGACAACAUUGCAGAAAGAUCAUGUUGUGAAGUCCCAUGCAAAUGUUCUGGAGAACGGGGAGACAAUGGAUUUCCAGGCAUAGUUGGACAAAAGGGAAUUCCAGGGGAAAAUGGCUAUCGAGGCUAUCCAGGAGAUGAAGGUGGACUGGGUGAACGUGGACCUCCCGGGAUAAAUGGAACUCAAGGUUUCCAAGGCUGCCCUGGUGAAAGGGGAAUGAAGGGGGGCCGUGGAUUCCCAGGAGAAAAGGGUGAAGUAGGGGAAAACGGGCUUGAUGGAAUAGAUGGAGAAGAGGGAGAGAGAGGCUUUCCAGGUGUUCCUGGGGAGAGGGGGAGCCCUGGUAGACAGGGUGGCCGAGGAAGCAAAGGAGAAAUAGGAGACUCAGGUGACCAUGGACUUCGAGGCGAUCCGGGUACUUUUGGAACCGAUAGCACUGACAGAGGACCCAAAGGCGAAAAGGGAGAACUUGGACCAGCGGGAGAAGUUGGAAGAACUGGACCACGAGGUGACGCAGGAGGAGCUGGAAGAGAUGGAGCACUUGGCAGAAGAGGACCACCUGGGAUUAAAGGAAAUAAAGGUGCCCCUGGCUCACCAGGAUUUAAUGGGGAACAAGGAACUAAAGGUCCCCAGGGACCACCUGGCACAAAUGGAAUCCCUGGCAUUCAAGGAGACUCCGGCCUCCCUGGUCAAAGGGGUUCUAGUGGUCCAGGUGGAACUGUUGGGGAGCGUGGUAGGUCUGGUCCUCUUGGUAAAAAGGGUGAAGCUGGUGAGCCUGGUCUUAAGGGGCCCAUUGGUCCUCCUGGUCCCCGAGGAGAAAUGGGAGAUGAUGGACGAGAUGGAGCUGGCAACGAAGGACUGAGAGGCAGAACGGGACAACCCGGUUUCCCAGGAUACCCAGGAUUACGGGGUGUACCUGGAGAUCAUGGUGAUGAUGGUAAAUCUGGCCCCAAAGGAAGCAGCGGUGAACGGGGACAUUCAGGGGACCCUGGCCAAAGUGGACAGAAAGGAGAGAGUGGCUAUCCAGGACCACCUGGACUUAUGGGUAACAAAGGAGAGUCUAGAGAUCACUGCACGCUGAUACGCAACAUCAAAGAUAAAUGCCCUUGCUGUUAUGGUCCAAAAGAAUGUCCUGUUUAUCCAACUGAAUUGGCCUUUGCUCUUGAUACUGCCGCUGGUGGAAGUGCAGACACUUUCAAUAGAAUGAAGGACACAGUAAAGUCAAUUGUUAACAAUAUCACAAUUACAGAAAGCAACUGCCCCAGAGGUGCCCGGGUAGCACUGGUUACAUACAACAAUGAAGUUACCACUGAGAUACGUUUUGCUGACAGCAGAAAGAAGAAGGAUUUGAUCAAACAAAUUGAGGACCUCCAAUUUGUUCAGACCUCCAAACAACGUAGCUUAGAAACAGCCAUGGCAUUUGUGGCCAGGAAUACUUUCAAGCGUGCACGUAGCGGCUUCCUUAUGAGGAAAGUUGCUGUGUUCUUCACCAAUGGGCCAACAAGAGCAUCUCCAGAGUUGAAUGAAGCAGUACUAAGACUCUACAAUGCUGGAGUUGUACCUGUAUUCCUUACAAACAGAGAAGACAGGGUCCUUACCAACGCAUUACAGAUAAAUAACACUGGUGGACAAGCUUUUGCAUUUACUGGUGGCGCCGGUCAAUUGGCUGCAACUCUUAGAAAAGUGUUCACAUGCCAUAUUUGUCUAGAUGUAUGUGAUCCUGAUCCCAGCUGUGGUAUCCAGAGGGCUGGCUUUGGCAGAGACAGACGGGCAGUUCCUACAGAUGUUGACAUUGAUAUAGCAUUCAUCCUGGAUAGCUCUGAGAGUACCACUCAAAUGCAGUUCAAAGAAAUUAAGAGCUACAUUUCAUAUAUUGUAAAUCAACUGGAAAUUAGUUCUGAUCCCAAGGUAUCACAACAUCAUGCUAGGGUUGCCAUUAUCCAACAUGCUCCUUUUGAAUUUCAAUCAAACACAAGCAUAUCUCCUGUCAAAGUUGAAUUGUCACUCACAGAUUAUGGCCCAAGGGACAAAUUAACAGAUUUCAUUCAGAACCAAAUGUCACAAUUGUAUGGAACACGGGCUGUGGCGACUGCAGUAGACUAUACAAUGAGGCAUAUUUUUGAGAGUGCACCAAAUCCCAGAGAUCACAAAGUCAUUGUUUUGAUGAUGACAGGAGGCAUUGAAAAGGAAGAACUUGAACACCUUCAGAAAGUUAUUGUAGAAGCUAAAUGUAAGGGAUAUUUUGUUGUCAUUAUCGGCAUUGGUAGGAAUAUUAAUAUUCCAAGUAUCUACAGCUUGGCAAGUGAGCCUAAUGAUGUCUUCUUCAAAUAUGCUGAUAUGGCGUCAGAACUUCAUGAAGAGCCAUUGCUACGUUUUGGAAGCCUUUUACCAUCCUUCAUCAAUAGUGAAAAUACCUUUUACUUAUCUCCAGAUAUCAGAAAAAAAUGUGAUUUGUUCCAGGGUGACCAGCCAAUCAAAAAAUUUGGCCAAAAACAACUAAAUAUUCCAAAUAAUGUUACUGUCACACCUGUUGUAACAGAAAAAUUGGAAGUGAUUAAAAAUAAUGGAGAAGUCAAGAUAACUGAUAUAACUGAAAACAGUGCUAAGCUGCAUUGGAUGAUUCCUGAGCCUCAGAAAGUCUAUACCUAUCACAUCACAGUCACCUCAGCACAUGACCACUCCUUGGUUGUGAAGCUUAAUUUAACUAGCAAUGAAAGAGUCAUUGGAGGUCUUCAGAGUGGAGAAAAGUAUGAUGUUACUAUCACAGGCUACCAUAAUGCCCAGGCCAAAGCUACUUAUAGAGGAACAUUUAAUACAAAGAGCAUGCCAGGAGCCAAGAUCCCUUCAGCAGGAACAGCAGCAGUAGCAGCAGCAACCAAUGUAAUGGUGAACACUGAACCUUUGGAAGUCCCUGAAAAAGAUCCUUGCUUACUGGACCUUGACAUGGGCACGCAGUGCAAGGAGUAUCAGGUUAAGUGGUUCUUUGACUACAAAAACGAGAUCUGCACCCAGGUUUGGUAUGGUGGGUGUGGCGGUAAUGCCAAUAGAUUUGAGACAGAAGCUGACUGCAUUAGCAGAUGUGUGAAGCCAUCAGAUGAGAAAGACAUGCAGCUUCCUGUUCUUGAGAAAAGUCAUUUGUCAGUCACAGAUAUCUGUCAGUUGAAGAAAAAAGAUGGUCCUUGCAGGAAAUUUGUUCUAAAAUGGUAUUUUGAUCCAAAGACUGCAAGUUGUGCUAGAUUCUGGUAUGGUGGCUGUGAUGGAAAUGAAAAUAGAUUUGACACACAAAAAGACUGUGAAAAUGUCUGUCUUUCAGCUCACAUCAAGUCUGGUGUUGUGACAAUGAUUGGAACUUAAUUACAGCAAAAUAUCAACAGAUACCUCUAAGAAAACCAGGAGUCAGCCAUUGCCAGCAUACCCCAUGUAGAAGCUAAGGGUAUAAGGCUCCCUUGCACUGUGCUAUGUCUGCUUUACUUUCUGCGCAAACCUUGAAGAAAGUAUUUUGCUGCACGAUUUUAUCAAUAUGGUGCUAAAGUGUUUGUGGAUUGAAUGCUCAUUGUGCCUGGGAUAUACUCUAUAAUUUCAACAGUAUGUACUAUUUUACCCACCACCAAUUUUAUUUUGUUUCAACAAAUUAGAGUUUUCUUUGGAUCCUACCAGCAUACCUGUUUUGGCUAUUGUAAGAAUUCUAAAAGAAUGUGGAAAGAAAACACUGCCAUUAUUAUAGAUUUGCUUUUAUCAUUGUCAUAACUGAACAUAACAUUAAAUGGAAAGGCUUAUGUCUGUUCUGAAAAAAAAGGGAUUCAACUUUUCAUUCUACUUUUACUCUUGCUGGAUUAGACUUUAUAUCAAUUUUCCUUUAUGUAUGUGUGAUCAAUCACACUAGUAACAAAUGCAGCAUUUGCUGGUACUGAUAACACUGCUGGGAUUACAACGAUGUUCAAAAGUUUUUAAAAUAUGGUGUAGAAGGUUUCUAACAAUCUUCUAAUGUAGUGUAUUUUAUAAUUUUUAAUAUUUUUUGCUGGGGUGGAAAUUCUUUUUUAUUUUGUUUCUAGGAAAUCUUUACAAAAGAACUUUUAAAUAAAGUUUAAGUGAGAUUUUGAAAGUUUUUGCAUUUCAUUGUGUACAUGGUGGUGCUUUUUACAAUAAAACAUGAUUCU
This is a messenger RNA of Pseudonaja textilis, 7240 nucleotides long. The record is from RefSeq and is a predicted model, not a curated record. NCBI's taxonomy places the organism in Eukaryota, Metazoa, Chordata, Lepidosauria, Squamata, Elapidae.